This is a messenger RNA of Colletotrichum spaethianum, 1575 nucleotides long. RefSeq names its product sulfate permease 2. Gene Ontology annotation, biological process: transmembrane transport. Gene Ontology annotation, molecular function: sulfate transmembrane transporter activity. Bases 1 to 1575 code for a protein of 524 amino acids. The transcript is spliced from 2 exons. NCBI's taxonomy places the organism in Eukaryota, Fungi, Ascomycota, Sordariomycetes, Glomerellales, Glomerellaceae. The record is from RefSeq and is a predicted model, not a curated record. Gene Ontology annotation, cellular component: membrane.
AUGCACAGACGAUCAAACCCCAUGUUCAAGAUCUUGGGAAAUGUUCCUAGAGGUUUCCAGGAUGUUGGCACUCCGAAAAUCGAUACCGACCUGAUCAGUGCCUUCCUACCUUUCCUGCCGGCCAGUGUUAUCGUGUUGGUUAUCGAGCAUGUUGCCAUCUCCAAGUCCUUUGGCCGUGUCAACAACUACACCAUCAACCCCUCCCAGGAGUUUGUCGCUAUCGGUGUGACGAACGUCAUCGCUCCCUUCCUUGGCGGUUACCCAUCUACGGGUUCCUUCAGUCGUACCGCCAUCAAGUCGAAAGCUGGCGUCAGGACCCCCUUUGCCGGCGUCAUUACCGGUCUUAUUGUUCUACUCGCUAUCUACGCCUUGACGGCAGUGUUCUUUUACAUCUCCAGCGCCUCACUGGCUGCAGUCAUUAUCCACGCCGUAGGAGACUUGAUUACGCCGCCCAACACUGUCUACCAGUUCUGGCGUGUGUCUCCUCUCGAAGUCGUCAUUUUCUUCAUUGGUGUCUUUGUCACUGUCUUCUCGUCCAUCGAGAACGGUAUUUAUGCUACGGUCUGUAUCUCCGCGGUGCUGCUCCUCUGGCGUAUUUUGAGAGGUCAGGGACGCUUCCUCGGCAAGGUCAAGAUCCACUCCGUCGUUGGCGACCAUGUUAUCGGCGAGGACCAUAAACAAAUCAUCGGCGAGUACGGCACUUUCAACGCCAGCGACAACGCGGCGCGUAACGUGUUCUUGCCCAUUGAUCAUGGCGAUGGAUCCAACCCCGAGGUCACGCUCGACAGCCCGUACCCCGGCAUCUUUAUCUACCGCUUUUCCGAGGGCUUCAAUUACCCCAACGCCAGUCACUCCCUCGAAUACCUUACAGACUACAUCUUUGCACGGACUCGCCGGACGAAUAUGGAAGCUUACGGACGCCUUGGUGACCGACCUUGGAACGACCCCGGCCCAUCGCGCAAGGCCAAGAAGGCGCAGGCUCAGAUGCACGAAGAGGAGAACAGGCCGACGCUCAAGGCGAUCAUCCUGGACUUUAGCUCGGUUAACAACGUCGACUUGACCUCGAUCCAGCAGCUCAUUGACGUCCGCAACCAGCUCGAUCGCUACGCCGCUCCGGAUAAGGUGAACUGGCACAUCGCCUGCAUAAACAACAGAUGGACCAAGAGAGCACUGGUCGCCGCUGGGUUCGGCUACCCCGUUGAUCGCAGCGACGACCUCCAGCACCAAUGGAAGUCUAUCUUCAGUGUCGCCGAGAUCGGUGGCUCUGAUUCUGCUGCCGCCGUGGCGGAGAAGGAGGCCAACGAGAAGGAAAUCUCGUCCCACGGCAAGUCAUCGAGAGCAGCGGAUGAGGAGACGGGCAAAGACGGCGCCUACGACCAGAUCGAUCCCGUUUCCUCAGGCUCCAGGAAGGAUGCUAGCCGGAAGCGGAGGGGAGUUGUCAUUAACGGUCUCAACAGGCCGCUGUUCCACGUCGACUUGACAAGCGCGUUGCAGAGUGCCAUUGCGAACAGUGAGAGCACAGGUCAUAUUGACGAAGAGGCCGGUCCCAAGAGCCCGAGCAGCUCCAGCGAUUAA